Messenger RNA from Amaranthus tricolor (Joseph's coat), 1062 nucleotides. RefSeq lists its product as uncharacterized. NCBI's taxonomy places the organism in Eukaryota, Viridiplantae, Streptophyta, Magnoliopsida, Caryophyllales, Amaranthaceae. The coding region runs from base 1 to 1062 and encodes 353 amino acids. The record is from RefSeq and is a predicted model, not a curated record. The transcript has a single exon.
AUGACCUCAAUAUUCUCCCAUCACUCCUCAAGGAACAGAGAGGAACAUCCAUCAAGAAGAGACGAAAACUACAUGCCGCGUCAUCCGGAACCCCCAUCAGACAUGGGACCUCCACGAUCUAGACAUGUAUAUGUCACAGAAGGGGAAGCCAAGACACGGAAUUUGCUCGACGGAGGUAACGACCCGAUGUUCAACCGCAACAGAAAAGACAUAUUCUUUGCCAUUCGGGACGAGUUGCCAACUCCACCUCCUACUGCCACCCCCUCUAAUUGUCGCAACUACUAUUUGUGGUGUGAUUACCACAAAGAAUAUGGCCAUACCUUGGGCCAAAGUCGCGAACUCAAGCGUAUCCUACAUCAGCUAGCCGACGAGGGGGAGCUAUCAAGGUUCAUCAAUCGAAAAGACUAUGGCACGAGAGGCGACGCGGAAAGAAGGCCUUGGAACCAGAAAAGAGACGAGGUUAGGCGUGAAAGUUCCAACACACAAGGAACCAUCAAUAUGAUUUUCGGCGGCUACACCGAGGAAUAUCCUACAAUCCGCGCCGCGAAAGACAGCGUCCAUACUCUGUUCAAAGGACCUCCAAAAACCACCUCAAGUGGGGCGAUCAUGAGAUUUGAUGCCACUACUUACCAACCGUUGCAACAACCACACACUGAUGCUUUAGUGGUUACCAUCAAGAUUGGGCAAAUGAUGGUAAGGCGAGUAUUGGUGAAUACCGGAAGUACGACCGAUCUUAUAACGAUAGAAUGCCUCAGGCAAAUGAAGUUCGAAGAAAAUCACUUACAGCCCCUCGAUAAACCCUUGAUCGGGUUCGGAGGAAAUCAAGUCAUAUCCCUGGGAACAAUUAUACUCCCUGUACGGGUGGGGGAGAAAGACAGAAGCAGAACAAUGCCCAUGCGAUUCACGGUGGUGGACCUGACAUUCCCUUAUAAUGCCAUCAUGGGACUCCUACUUAUCAAUAAAAUCAAAGCCGUAAUCUUCCCUCAUCAACUUUUAUUGCAAUUUGAACAAGACGACGGACAAGUAGGUAUGCUUAAGGGAGACCAGGUAAUGGCCCGCUAA